CAGCGCCGAGGCUAUCGAGAGCAUCCGGAGGUCCGUGCCAGCCGUGGACGCGGAGGGUAUGACGCCGCGGCAACGGGCCGUCUACGCGUACGCGGCCGAGCUCCACGGGCGCCGGCGCGUUGGCGAGGGCACCCACGCCGCGGCGCUGGCCGCUGUGGGAGGGGAACGCGCCCUGGUAGACCUCGUGCUGACUAUGGGGGUGUACUCGCAGAUCUCCAUGCAGCUCAACGCCUUCGCCGUGCCGCUGCCGCCGGGGGAAACGCCCCAUCUAGCCGCCAGCGCCCUCCACUGGAUGAUGAUGAUGAUGAUGAUGACUAUUGAUUCGACUCAAUCUGACAUGCUGUUACGAUCAGCCGAUGUGCACCGCGUCCCACUUCUUGCAGCGGAGAGGAAAAGAAUCGCGGGUCGGGGUCUGUUUGGGGUCGGAUGUUGACUGGCCGCGGCGGGGUGUGCUUAUGUGAGAGCGUCGGAUUAGAAGGUUAGGAUCAUGGUCAGGGUUGGGUUCGGGUUGGGGUUCGGGUCUCGCCCCGCUCGUCUCUCGCCCUGGCGCCGCGCCCGCUCGCUCGCUGACCUCGCCUACAGCCCGCCCCGACGCCGCCCCGACGCCGCCGCGCCGCCAGCCGUCGUCGCAGGAGGCGCCGCCCUUCCCCGAGCCGCCCGCCGAGUGAGGGUGACCUCGCGAAUGGCCGCGGGCCGACCGGGGGUCCCCGCCGGCGGUCGCGCACCAGUGCGCCGUGCUUGGGAAAGGGGCUCUCGCUUGGGUGUCGUCGCG
Molecule: messenger RNA, 772 nt
Organism: Prorocentrum cordatum
Lineage: Eukaryota; Dinophyceae; Prorocentrales; Prorocentraceae
Source: the annotation of a GenBank genome assembly